GAUUUUAUCUCUCAACAGUCGCGUAACCUCCAUUCACUAUCAUUGACCCCUUUUUUUAAUGUAAUCCCUCAAAAAUCGAAAAUGUUAAAUUAAAAAUUUAAAAAAUGGCAUAAGUGCGGCGGAAGGGCGUCAUUCUUAGGUUUUAGACUCGACUAGUCAGUAAAAAGGGUUGGAAGGCCGGGAGGAGUUUCCGUAUAGUGAAAGAGAGAGAGAGAAAGAGUGAGUGAGAGAGGAGUGAUGUCAUUCCGAUCGGGCCGCCACUUCUGACCGGACUCGACGGCCUGCGACGACGAUGCGUUUUUGUCGGUAGAUGCUGAUCGAGGGCCGAUAUGUUCACCUCGUCGAAUGGGAGCAAGAGCUUCUCACUCGCCAACAUAAUCGAAGAACAGCUCAACAAUAUCACAUUGGGUGGGAAUCCUUUGAAUCUGGUGGAGCCGGAGAGCGGCUUGGGUCUGGAGGACACCCUCGCGCCCGUGGAGGAGGCCGGCUCCUCCAGGAGGAACAGCAUCCCCGGCUCCGGCUCCAGCGCCUCCAGAGACGACGGCAGUCCGCCGGUGGACAAGGCCGUCGAACCUCUCCAGCAGAACGAGAUCCGGUGGUUCUACAAAGAGGCCGGCUCAAAGACCUGGCGCCCCUUCAACGGCCACGAUACCAUCAGCAUCGAGUCUGUGUUCAGGACCCUGCCGAAGGAGGUGCAGGAGUCAAAGGGCAAACACGGACAGCCGAACGCCAGACCAGCUGAACCGGCAGUCUCCAGUGCCUUAGAUAACAAGCCCACGGGGGCAAGGACACCGACCAACCCGAAAGUCCUUGUGCUCGGAGGGCUUUACGAAGUUGAUCUUGUUGAUCGGACGUGCCUCUCCAUCUAUUGGCCAGGGGAAGAAUUUAUAAUUACAAGGGGAUCUUGGUUUUAUGAAUCUUGGCAGCCUUUGGAUGAAGAAUCAUCUAGGAAUGUCGAGGAAAUAUACCUCGAGCUUUUCCUGGGGAAGAAAAACUCCGAUUAUUUAGUUGACAGCACGACAAAUGCUAUUAGAACAGAGGUCUUUUCUGACUGCAAUAUCGAUUGGUACUCCCCGACUGAAGUCUACCUCUAUAAAAAAGCAGCUUCAACAAAAAUUGUGCGCAGUUUUACGCAAAAAUUAGGAUAUUUUAAAAAAUCGACUGGCUCCAAAAUAAUUCGUGGUUACAAAAAUUUAGCUAAAGAUGAUGACAAACACAAAGAUAUAACACAUCUUGUAUUCGUUGUGCAUGGAAUUGGACAAAAAAUGAAUAUAGGUGCGCAAAUAUUCAGCAAUACUAUUUCCAUAAGAGAACGAGUUUCAUAUCUUCAGGAUAAAUAUUUUCCUGAGUGCAAUGAAAGAGUUGAAUUUUUUCCAGUUGAAUGGAGAAGCAAUCUUGUUCUAGACGGAGGCACUGUAGAUGCAAUAACGCCAUUGCACAUAAAAUACCUCCGUCAGGUACUUAACUCAUCUGCUAUGGACAUAAUGUAUUACACAAGUCCAUUGUACUGCGGUGAAAUACAGCUGGGGCUUGUCACCGAAAUGAACCGGCUGUACUCAAUGUUUCUUGAGAGGAAUCCUCACAUGAAGCCAAAAGUGUCUGUGAUCGCUCAUUCUUUGGGAGCUGUUAUUGUAUAUGACAUUGUUACCGGAUGGAUGCCAAUGGGCACACAAAAUAGAAGUGAUAUAGAACCGGGUAAAUCACGUUUAAGGUUUCCUUUGGAUAAUUUUUUCUGUUUGGGUUCACCGCUGGCAGUUUUCUUAGCUUUAAGAGUACCGAAAGGUCAUCAUGGUUACCAUUUGUUCCCGCCAACACUCUGCAACAGACUGUAUAACAUAUACCAUUUGACAGAUCCCGUCGCUUAUAGGCUGGAGCCGCUUGUGGUGAAAGAUUAUUCAAGAAUCGCUCCUCUUCCUCUCCACUCGUACAACGCUAUCAACCCGAUACCAUACAGUGAAAUGAACUUGGAACUUGAAGAGCCUGCAGACAUUAAUGCUGUUUCGGUUUUCCCACCUGAUGGUACAUCAUCGCCAGUAGAAACACCCAAUAAAGAUAAGAGUUGGAGGUUUUGGAACCUAGUCCGGGGGAAGCAGUGUGCUGAAACUGGCGGCUCUCCUCACCACAUGGAUUCACAGUCACAAGCGAGGGAUGACGAAGGUAAUUCAAGCACUACCAGACUACCUGGAGGCUUGCAGCAUCGACUCGAUUAUGUACUGACAAGCGGCACAGUCGUCCCUUUGGUCUUCCGUUCUGUGCUCAUAUCACACACAGCGUACUGGAACAACAACGAUGUCGCCUACUUUGUGCUAACGCGGAUCUUCCCGGAGCUGGAGAUCCAGCGCGCCUUCUCCGACAAAUCCGAGCCAAAAAAACUAACCCGCAUUUUACCACAAUUUUUUGCCAAGCAUAUUUGAAGAAGUUAGCCUUUCAGCAAACAAUAUUUUAUUUUCUGAAUAAAUUUUUGAUAUCGAUAAGUCAAAUUUUAAACUUAAUGUUUUUCAGGCUGUAUGCCCUUUGACAGUUGAGAUAGAAUAAGAAAGCAUGGUUUGUAUGAAAAUCAAGAGAAAUGUGCUCACGCUAUUGUAAGACUUUGCCAAUCUUUUCUUGUAGAAGUUUUUAUUUCUAAAAAAACAAAACAAAAACAAGGAGAAUCAAACGAAAAAUGAAGAUUAAUUGUUGGGGGAAAAACUUUGUAACAAAUUGAACGAUAAAACGCUACAAGGAGAUCAGAAGAGACACUUACAAAAUUAAGAAGAACAUUAAAAAAAAUAAUAUAAAGA
Cimex lectularius (bed bug) is the source of this 2780-nucleotide messenger RNA. RefSeq names its product phospholipase DDHD1-like. Gene Ontology annotation, cellular component: cytoplasm. NCBI's taxonomy places the organism in Eukaryota, Metazoa, Arthropoda, Insecta, Hemiptera, Cimicidae. The transcript is spliced from 15 exons. Gene Ontology annotation, molecular function: glycerophospholipase activity; metal ion binding. The record is from RefSeq and is a predicted model, not a curated record. Bases 330 to 2414 code for a protein of 694 amino acids.